CGUUCCGAGGCCGCAGCAGCCGCCGUCCCGGAGCCGGUGUGGGUGGGAGGGGCGGCUUGUAAGGAGAACUGCCACCCGCUGAUUCCCACCCCCACCCUCCUCCGUGGCAGCCUCCUCCACGUCGUGCGUGUCGCCCUCGUUCAGCGCCCCGGCAGGGCGGCCCUGCCCCACCGCCAGGGGGGUUUAAGAAGGCUAAAACUUCACUGGAACUGCAACAAGGAUGGACAGUUACUUUAAAGCUGCAGUCUGUGCCUUGGACACAUUACUUGAUGAAUUUGAACAGAGUACAACAGAUGAAUAUGAUUGCUACAGAACACCUCAAAAUUCAUAUGACUCAAAACACCAUUCGCUUUCUUCAGUUCUGGAUUGCUUGCAAUGCGUAUACCCAACACCAAAACGACAAGAGGAUGCUAAUAGCUGCACUUCAUCAGAAGAAAUCUGUCUGUCUAGCCACACUGGAACAAGUGAAGCACUUCCAAGUUACUCACAGCAAAAUGAGAAGGGUGUUGCUGGACCUGAUCUUUUGUCCACUGUGGACAGUGGUUCCUUAAAUGAAAUUCAGGCUUCAAAUCUAGGGAGGUGUAGUGUACCUGUGUGUGAUCUUGUUAAUGACACAGGUAACUUGAUCCAUUCAGCAGCUGCUCGUGAAGAUGCUCAAAAGUUGCAGCCAGAUGACUUCCAGUACAGAGAAGGUUUGAUUGGCACAUCUUGCAUACCUGUUCAUACCUGUGUGUCAUCAACUGGAUGUAGCAGUGUGUCAAGUACAGAGCAGAGUGAUGGAGACUCAAUGCUACAAGACUUGGGACAUCUUAAACCAGAGACUAAUGAUUUAGCUUCAAAAUUGAACAGUUACACUACAACAGAUAUCUCAGGUCCAUGUGAUGAUCAACAUAGGGCAGAGUUGGUGAAGUGCAGUGGAGAGUUUGAUCAGUGUGAACGAACUGCUGAUGUUAAUACUCCAUGUGAUGCUGUAACAUCACAAAAUUUGGAUGUGUACAGUCCCAAAGAUGAGAAAGCAUGCAAAGAAUUGCCUUGUGAACCACAAGAUGAAAAUGAAUGCUCUACUGUAAGCAAAGAGAUGCAUGGAAGAAAUGCUGUAGAAAAGGUAGACUCAAAAAAUAAGAACAACAUUGAAUCCAUGCCUUCGGAUCUGACAAAGAGGCUUCAGUUGCAUGAAAGCCAUACAGUAUUACCUGGAAAUAGUGUUUUACUAGGCUACUCAUGUCAAACAGAAGCUAAAGUAGAACUGGAAAAGAAAAUCACAGAAGGGAAUGUAGAGAGUGUAGAUAGUAAAGAACUUCAUAGCAGUGAAAUACUGAACACUGUUUCAAGUUCAGUGAAGGAUGUCCAGGCCUCACUGUCAUGCCUUCCACUUCCUGCAUCUCUGUGUGGUUCAUUAAUUGCAACAGAAGAAAAGGUUAAUCUUCUACCUCAAAAAGAAAUGUCAGAGGUUCUUAGUAAUAUUUUAACUGUUCAUACUGGAAAAUCUAGCACUGAUCUCUCUAGCGGGGAAUCCUGUGAAAACACUAACUUCCAUGAAGAGGAAGUAUAUGCAGCUGAAGUUGAUGGAAGUGAGGUGGAAAAAAGCAAAGAUGGAGAGAAGUAUGAUACAGAGGAUGUCAUUGAUGACAGUGAUUCGCAACAAAUCAAAGCUUUUGUUUCUGGUUUUCUGGAAUGUGAAGCUGAGCCAUAUGGUGUUGAUAUAGCCUCUGAUGGCUAUGGAAUUAUGUCUGACUUGAUUGUUGAGAAUGUCAUUAAAAGCGAUACUCUAAUAACAGAUGCUGAGCUCGAUGCUUUCUUGUAUGGGUCAGGUCUUCAGCCCAGUGUGCUAAAAUCUUCAGACAAUGAUAGUCUCUCAGUGGAAGUCGAUGUAGAUGAAGGAUAUCUAGCAAAUGUGAACAACCUAGAUAUCACAGAGGUCACCGAAGAGCAUAUGCAAGAAAAACUGGACAAGAUAACAAAUAUUAAUAGUAAUCUUCAAGUAUCUCUUUCUGCCAAUGAAUUACACUCUGCGUCAGAAGAGACUGUGUCUCACAUUCAAGACAUGACUGAGAGUGGUAGUGAAGCGCUAGUUUGUAAUGUUCAUGGUGAAGGAGCAAGACCAACACAGUUGCUUGGCCUUUCCCAAGGAGCUGUUGGUCAGAGACAACUGGACAGUGCUGAUGUACUUGAGACAAAAAAACAGGAAGCCGGUUCUCUUACCCCAGAAGCUCCUCUCUCAGACACCAACAUAAAUAUUGUUGGUAAAAAUUCUGACCCUGUGUGUUCUAGGGAAAUCAACUCUCAAGCUGGAGGAAAUCAAACAUUGAAAAAUGCAGCAUCACCUAAAAUACCUGCAACUCUCUCAUGGAAACAACCGUUUUGGGUUCCUGAUUCAGAAGCACCCAACUGCAUGAACUGCCAAGUCAAGUUUACAUUUACAAAAAGACGACACCACUGCCGUGCGUGUGGAAAGGUUUUUUGUGGUGCUUGUUGCAAACGAAAAUGCAAACUACAAUACAUGGAGAAGGAAGCAAGAGUCUGUACUGGCUGCUAUGAUUAUAUUAAAGCACAGGCAUUUGGAAAGGUGAGCUCAACUGAUCCUGACCUCAGUUCCACUACUUCCUGUGAGCCUUCUGCUGAUUCACCUGCAGGGGAAGUCCAGACAUCUGGUACUUCUGCUACACCUUCUUCACCCAUGUUAGUACUUGGACAACCCAAUAUUAAAGAGCUGUCUCCCAGAGAGGAGAGGAGAGUUGAUUUUGUGAAUCCUCUUGCAUGUGAUGAAAUAGAAGAUGCAAGAAGACUUUCACCUAUAGCACAGGGGUUAUCACCAAACGCUGUAAAACCAGAGGCAGAUGAUGCAUCAACUAAUGUAAAUUCAGAACCUGUUGAAGAAGUUAAUCUAGUUACAAGAAUGGCGGAGUUACAUUCUUCUUUCUCUUCACAUGAUGCACGGCAAGCUAUUGCAGGCCGAGCUGAGGUGGCACACAGAUUUACACUUGACACUGUAGAAACUGAAGAGUGUUCUGCUGCAAAAGCUGUGAGCACUAGUUUGAAUUCAGUUCCUCAGGCUGCAGGUGUUACAUUUCCUAGUCCUUCACGUUACAGACAACUCUGUGGUGUUGAAAACUGUGUCAGUCGAGCAGUCAGCCUUUUUCCUGAUGGCGAUCAACUGCCACCACUUCUGCUUGCAGUGAGUGAAAAAGAAAAAGGUCCUCUGGUGGAACAACAGCCGUCUCACCAACAGGUCAUCUGUCUGCUUGCAGAAGGCAAUCCUUAUCCAGUAACUUUUAUCCUAAAUGCAAACUUGCUUGUAAAUGUCAAGCUAAUGACUUAUUGUUCCAAAAAAUGCUGGUACUUCUCAACAACUGGAUUGCAUGGUUUGGGUCAGGCGGAAAUUAUCAUUCUGUUGCAGCAUUUACCAGAAGAAGAAAUCUUUCCAGCUGAAAUGUUGAAAUUAUUUAUUGACAUCUAUAAGGAUGCAGAGAAUGGAAAGUUAAUAAAAAACAUGGGAUAUAUUACUUUUACUGGAAAGUUCCUUGGUACAGAAGACUUGGGAGGAUUCCUGUUUGUUUCACCAACCUACCAGAAACUUGAUGAUCAGAUUCUACCAGAUAAACCCUAUCUUUGUGGCAUUCUCAUCCACAAGGUGGAAAUACCCUCGGUGAAAGCUUUUCCAAGCCGUUUAAUGUCUAGCUUGGGAGCAGAAUCUGGGGAAUAUCCAAUGCCUCUACUAAGUGUUAGAGGGAGGAAGCCAAUCUUUACAGAGAUCGGAUGCAGAAUUUUGCAAAUACUCACUGACUUCAAAAAUGAUGGAUAUACUGUGGAUAUCAUACACAGCCUAUUUAUUCAUUUGGAAAAUGAUAGAUGCUGUAUUAAAAUACCCCUAAGGAGGUAUAAUGAGGUGAUGAAGGUGAUAGAUUCUUCUGAUGAAUAUGUGAUUAUUAUUGGAACGAACCCUAGUAAUGAGGCAGAUUCUUUCUUAGUGUGUGUGCAGGAUGAAGAUGGCCUCUAUCAGAGUAAAACAGUCAGUGUUACUGGAUGUCCUAGGAGAGUCACCAGUGCAAGUUUUGUGGUGUUCAAAGAAGCAACUGCAGCUAAAUAUGCUGUAAUUGAAGAUGGAAUAAUAGUACAUGUUACAACAGAAACCUUGCAAAACCUAUGUAAGGCAUUAAGAAGCAAGAAGGACUAUAAAAUAAUUUGUCCCAAAAUGGAUACAGGCGAAGUAGAAAAAUGUGUAGAUAUUUGCUGGGUAGAAGAUGAAGACCAAACAAUCAAAGGAAUUUUAAGCCCUGUGGAUGGACUACCAAUGGAAGGAACUCUGAGUGAAAAAAUGUUCCACAAGAGAAACUUUGAAGGGACAGGGAAAGCUCUGAACUGUACCAAAGUAUACUAUUUUGUGAACAACUAUGAACUGACCAAUCCUGUUCUUCCUGUGUUUGCUGAUGAGGUUGCUUCAGGCACCAUUGCUGCUCUUUGCCCACACAUUAGAAGCUUGAAAAAUAGUGGGAUGAAUAAGAUAGGUGUAAGAGUUUCUGUUGCCACAGAUACGGUUGAGUACACUGCUGGAUCUGAAUAUUGUCUUCUUCCACAGAACUAUCUAAACGAAUUGGACAGUACUCUGGUCCCUGUGAUUCAUAGCAGGAUGUUACAUCCUGGAAGUCUACCACUGAAACUGGAAUUACUAUUUUUCAUUGUUGAACAUCUACAUUGAGGCUGAUUACAGAAAAGAUACUGAUUUGCUAUAUCUGAACACCAAAGUUUUGAUGCUACACACACUGAAAGUGUUAAAGUUUCUAAACCUAUUAUGUUUCAAUAGAUUUUUCAAACUGUUUUUCAAAACCCUUAAAUCCCCUCUGGUUAUCUUGCCACAAAUGAAUUGUAGUUUGUAAUGUUUCCUGAAGUUCUGAAAGUUUACACUUGAUACAGGUGCAAAAGAGGGCAGGUUUUUGUUUACCUCUUUACAUAGUUGUAGCAUUUAUUACAUUACAUAACUUUAAGCCAUACUAUCUUGCCUCUUAACCUGAGAUAAAUGUAUUACUAAAAUCUGCUGCAGCUACAUGUGAUCUCUGCAGCAUGUUAAGUAGAAACCGGCACAAAAUUACUUUCCUGCCGUGUAAGAUCUAUAGCUGACUGCAGGUUUCUAGUCAGCAUGAGGAAGACUUGGGUAGGUCUUCAUCUUCUAUAUGAAGGCCUUAAUGGUAGGAUUCAGUGCUGGUGCUUCAAGAAUAUAUGCUCUGAAUUAGUUCUUCUACAGAAUAACUGAUUUUUGUUGUAUUUAUCUAACUUAAAUGGAUGCUAAUUUUGUAAAUACUCCUUUUUCUUUCUCUUUACUCUCUGCUUGGAAGUCCACAUACAAUUUGACCUUUCAAGGAUCAACAUAAAACCAGAUUACCCUUGAUGUAAUCUACAUUUAGCAAUAAGUCAGACAAGAAUUCUGCAAUAUCUUUCCUGCUCAUGCCUUCAGUUUUUGCCAUCUCCUCGGGGCCACCUUUCCUUUCAGGGAGAAUUGAUGUAUGAAGUGUGAAUUUUCAUUAGCAGAUCGAUUUUUUUUGGUAUACCAGAGGUUCUUCUAUAGUAUUUUUUAUAUUGGGUCAUUAAGAUCUAUUUAUGUAUUUGUGAGACAUCCUAUUUGUAUUGAGUCCAGCAAACUACAGUUUGGGUUUGGUGACUGUCACACCACUGUCACACAUCAAGAACAGAAACAAAACUAAAUAUAUACAAGAUCUGUAUAGUUUUCAUUAAAAAUGCUGGUACAGUUUUAUAGUAAGACUAUUAAAAUUUCGAUGCCUUCAUAAUGCUAAUAGGGGAUAUUUUGUGUUUUCGUAUCAAAAACAGUUUGUUACUUAAUCUGUUUUGCUGUAAUCUACGCUUCAAAAUACUGUUUCUAGAAGGGUUCAGGCUUCACGUCUCGUCCCAGGGAAAACUGAGCCUGCAUUUGAAGUAAUUAAUGUAACGAGAGAAACUGCAGUCAGGGGAAGAGCUUACUUAAGUCCAUACCAUCUGCAGCGUGAGCAAAACCCGUCCUUGCUUGAAAUCAAACUGCCACGGGACAGUGGAGCAAACAAGGGAACGUCUGACCCUGCCCCUUAGCCUGUACCAUUUCUAAGUAACGGUCAAUAAAAGUUAACCAAGCGGCA
Molecule: messenger RNA, 6122 nt
Organism: Pogoniulus pusillus (Red-fronted tinkerbird)
Lineage: Eukaryota; Metazoa; Chordata; Aves; Piciformes; Lybiidae
Gene: ZFYVE16
Product: zinc finger FYVE-type containing 16
Exons: 18
Coding region: 221-4696 (1491 amino acids)
Biological process (GO): endosomal transport; protein targeting to lysosome
Cellular component (GO): early endosome membrane
Molecular function (GO): metal ion binding
Source: RefSeq, a predicted model, not a curated record